Molecule: messenger RNA, 1897 nt
Organism: Odontomachus brunneus
Lineage: Eukaryota; Metazoa; Arthropoda; Insecta; Hymenoptera; Formicidae
Product: leucine-rich repeat-containing protein 15-like
Exons: 2
Coding region: 175-1494 (439 amino acids)
Molecular function (GO): protein binding
Source: RefSeq, a predicted model, not a curated record
UAUCUAUAAAAAUCUUGCAAAUUUUUAUUAUCUUAUCGAUCAUAAGUAUUUGCUUCUUGUUAUCAUUCUAUGAUACUUCUUAUCGUAAUCUCGUUGAUUUAAACUAUAUCUACCGAGCUAACAGUCUGCAUUACUUAAUAAUUCUUUGCAACUGCAACAUCUACAGAUUCCAUUAUGAAGGUCGCUUUCGCCAUCGUCAUUUUAGCUUGUUGGUCUAAACUAUCAAUAGCUAGUGAUGACUACGAGUCAAAUCCACGUUGUAACGAUAACAUCCUCUCCGUAAACUUCAGCAAUGCAGUGAUUACGCACGUUGGCCGGGACUUCAUCUCCAGUCAUCUAAUCACCUGCCUCGACCUCAGCAACAAUCAGAUCGAGACUAUUGCAGAUGGUGCCUUUAGAAAGCUUCCUAGACUAUUCAAUCUCUACCUUUCCAAUAAUAAAUUCGUUGAUGUUCGGGACCUCUUCACCUUCGGAGGUCAUGAGAGAUUGGUGACUCUCAUUUUAAACAACGCAGUUAAGUCUAGCACCAUGUAUAACGUCAUGAUUCCCGGAAGUUACCCCAAUUUGGAAAUACUGUCGGCUCGUAAAAACAGUAUUGCUGACCUAACCGCAUCAACGGAAACUCCGUUUCCUAAACUGAAGAUUCUAGAUCUCUCCGGCAACAAUAUGGCUGGCAUCAAUUUCGUGAAGCUAUUGCCGGCGAGCUUAGAGUAUCUUAUCCUGCAAGAUAACUCGAUCAAUUCUUUGUCAUCCUUCGGAAAGGGACAUAACGUAACUACCUUAUUAUUAGAUAAUAACAAAUUUACAAAUUUGAUACGCUAUUCGAAUAAUCCGACCACUAAAGGUUUGUGGUUAUCUGGCAUGAACAAUCUGCGUUACUUUUCCAUCGUCGGAAACGACAUUCGCACCGUCGACUCGGAGGCUUUCACAAGUUCCAGUAAUUUGGUCUACUUGAACUUAUCUAAGAAUGCUAUCAGUUCCUUAUAUCCGGGAACUUUCGCGAAACUGGAGUCUUUAAGGAUGUUGGAUCUGAGUGGCAAUCAGUUCCAGAACAUCAUCAAUAUUUCGGCUGUAUCAAAUAUCACCACUCUAUCAUUGAGUUGCAACAGCAUACAAUCAGUACCCGAGAACGUCUUCAAACAAAUGCCGAAAUUGGUGGAGUUGUUGCUGAACGGAAACCAAAUCAAGGAAGUCGAUGUCAACGGAUUCGCUUAUCUUGAUCGUCUAGAGAGGUUGGAUCUGUCUAACAAUAAACUGAGCUCUCUACCGGAAGGAUGGACCAGCGCCUUCGAGUCUCUGCGACACUUGGACUUAAGUGAGAAUCAAUUUACGUCGUUGGAGUCUUUGUCUCUAUCAAACACGCUGCCAUUGGUGGAGGUGUACCUGGUGAGCAAUCCGCUGGAGUAUCUGGCUGCUGGCUCUUUCAACAACUUGCCGAAAAAUGUCACCGUAAAUUUGGCGCACAAGUUGCAUGAAAGUGUCACGAAAUGUUAAUAGGUAGAUGUUUGGAUCGGUUACGAAGAUUGGACCAUCGAGUUGAGAUUUCAAUGUUGUGCGCAAAUUGGUUUCUCCGUUGACAAAAACAGAAACGCGACGGUCAAUCAUCGUAAGGCGUAUGUCUCGUAUCGUUUGUAGUAUUGAAAAUUAAAUUCGUGUAUAUUAACUGCAAUCCUACAGUUUCAAAUAUAUAUAGUAAAUACAAAUAAAUAUAUUAAUAAUUGUCGUUAUUUUACAUCCAUUAACAGUAAUUUAUGCAGGAUAAUACUUAUUAAUUGCGUUAAUCAUGAUAAUUACAGGUUUGUAUAAAUUGUGAAAUUAGGAUAAUGUAUGUUACAAAAUAAUGUGACAAAUUGCAUUGUAACGUUACAUAAACCGAAUAAAAAUACUAUGAACAGAA